AUGGCGAAAGGACCAGCGGUUGUGUUUGUCGCGAGGCACGGCGCCCGUCUCGAUGCUGCCGACAAGCAAUGGCAUCUUACCUCCCCUACCCCCUACGAUCCUCCCCUCACAUACGGUGGCUGGUCUCAAGGAAAGGCCCUCGGUCUGCGCAUUGCCUCGCUGCUCCACCAGCGUGAGCUCGAAAAGGCCAAAGAGGCGAAGAACGGGUCGGAAGUUGGCGUAGCGCAUCCAGGGACCAAAAGGCGGAAGCACAAGAUCAUCAUACACUCGAGCCCGUUCCUGAGAUGUACACAGACGAGUACGGCCGUUGCCGCAGGCAUAUCUCAAUUCAAGCCACCGCGGGAAGAGCCUCCGACUACAGCCGUGAAUCUGAACGUGCCGCAGCCCUCUGGUGAGAGGGAGAAGAGCCCUCUGGGAAAGGAUAUAUCCACUUCCUCAGCCGUGCAGCCCGUCCGUGGUAGACAAGCAAAUAAAUCCGAGCCCGAAUCACCGCCAAAAUCCCGCAAGUCCGGAUGGCUGCGAUUGACCAACCCUGCAGUGAACUCCAAACCGUACAUUGGACCGGAGAAGAUACUGUUGCGCAUUGAUGCUUUCUUGGGCGAAUGGCUAUCUCCAGACUACUACGAAGACAUUACACCGCCGCCAAAUUCAACCAUGAUGGUCGCGGGCGCAAAAGCAGAUUUACUAAGAAGAAGCGACUAUAUCGAAGCGCCGCCCAGCAAACCUAGCAGUGCGCUUCCCCAGCGCGAGCGAUCGAACAGCCAAGGGAGCAUGCUCAGCAGGCAGCGUUCUAGAUCGCAAGAACCUCACGGCCCCGCCGAGCUAUCGGUGACACACAAGCCGAACGGUCGCCUUUACGAUGCUCCAAUCCCGGCAUAUGCCGUUUCUCCAGCGGAGCCGAUCCCUCGAGGAUAUGCUACCCACGCUCGAGAUGCGUGUCUCAAAGUCGAUUUUCAGUGGGACAGUAUGAGGGAGCCACAGCAAUGGGGCGACGGUGGCGACUUCGGCGAUGAGUGGAGCACCAUGCACAAGCGCUUCCGCAGGGGGCUCGCUGGCAUGAUGCAGUGGUACAGGGAGCAUGGCACGAAAACACUACCGCCCCAGAACAUGUUCCCUGGCUUCACGUUCACCGAACGCACCACUUCUGCGCCGAAAAAGGCGACACCUGCCCCCUUACCAACGAAAGAGAAGGAAAAAGAAGACGAAGAAGAGGACGAAGAGCUCGUGCUUGUGCUGAUAACACAUGGCGCGGGUUGCAAUGCACUGCUCGGAGCGAUCACCAACCAGCCGGUGCUCAUGGACAUUAGUCUGGCGGCGCUGUCUAUGGCCGUACGGAGGGACACGCCGCGACCAACAUCAUCUUCUACCGUCUACGCCCGCAUAUCAUCAGUCGUGGACCCAGGCAUGGCAGACACGUACGAGAUGAAGAUCCUCGCCUCCGUCGACCACCUCCGUCCUGGCGUCGACCCAUCGAAACCCCCACAACCCCAAAAGCCUGCCGCAGUCGCCAGCCCAACCAUCGGCCUCGACUACCGCCCGCCGCGCCGUGUGGGCGCAAGCGGAACCAACACCCCCACCAGCCAGAUUGACUCGCCGCUCACCCUGGGCCCUUCCGCACGCUUGGGCUGGAACAGCUCCCCUCGGCAGCAUCCGACGCACGUCCAACUACGGCUCGGGCUCGGACUUUGCGUCGACUACUGCAAGCGGCUCUUCGUCCCCGAGCGCGACCUACGCUCGACCUCCAUCAACGAUACCCCGGUCGACGGCCGCGCGAGCCCUGGUGCCGAAAUGGUCGAGGCCUUCCGGAACUCGCAACCUACAUCGGAGUCGACUCAAGAGCCUGCGCCCACUUCUGAUAUUCCUGCCGUAGAUGGCGCGGCAUCGCCGAAAAUGCCGGCAGUGAACGGCAACGAGGACGCCGAGAAGCACGACGAUGUGGCGCCGCUGAGUAAUCCUAAGCGGGCACCAAAUGCACCCAAGAAAGCCGGUGGAGGUGGCGGUGGAGGAGGACUCUGGGGCGCGCCGAAACAGCAGGAGAGUACGAAUGGGCUCUGGAAGAACAGUUCUGUGCUUUGGGGGCCGCCGAAGCUGGAUGAGGUGUAUGAGCAUGUGGCAGGGCCAAAGAGGAGGUGGACGAUGACGGAGCGGGAGUAG
Molecule: messenger RNA, 2154 nt
Organism: Didymosphaeria variabile
Lineage: Eukaryota; Fungi; Ascomycota; Dothideomycetes; Pleosporales; Didymosphaeriaceae
Exons: 4
Coding region: 1-2154 (717 amino acids)
Source: RefSeq, a predicted model, not a curated record